Messenger RNA from Vicia faba (fava bean), 1818 nucleotides. The record is from the annotation of a GenBank genome assembly. Lineage: Eukaryota; Viridiplantae; Streptophyta; Magnoliopsida; Fabales; Fabaceae.
AUGUCUUGCUUAGAGUUAGAACUCUCUAAAGAGAACAAGUUCAAAGAAGACUCAAAAUUCGAAUCAGAAUCACAAGAGUUGACUCUUGAUGGAAGUGUUAAUUUCUAUGGCCGUCCAGCAAUCAGAGCCAAAUCUGGAAGAUGGAGUGCUGCAACCAUCAUACUCUUGAACCAAUGUCUGGCAACUCUGGCCUUCUUUGGGAUUGGAGUGAACCUAGUGGUAUUCCUGACAAGGGUGGUAGGACAAAAUAAUGCAGAAGCCGCCAAUAACGUGAGCAAAUGGACUGGAACGGUUUACAUCUUUUCGCUUGUGGGAGCUUUCCUUAGUGACUCUUAUUGGGGAAGAUAUAAAACAUGUGCUGUCUUUCAAGUCAUUUUUGUAAUAGGUCUAAUGUCCUUAUCACUGUCAUCGUACCUCUUCUUGAUUAAACCAAGAGGUUGUGGGAAUGAAUUGAUUCCGUGUGGAAAACAUUCAAAUUUGGAGAUGGUGAUGUUCAACCUUUCGAUCUAUCUCAUUGCCUUAGGGAAUGGAGGUUAUCAGCCAAAUAUUGCUACUUUCGGCGCUGAUCAGUUUGACGAGGAGCAUUCGAGAGAGGGUCACAAUAAAGUGGCCUUCUUCAGCUACUUCUACCUAGCUUUGAACUUUGGGCAGCUCUUUUCAAACACCAUUCUGGUCUAUUUUGAGGAUGAAGGAAUGUGGGCUCUUGGUUUCUGGCUGUCUGCAGGCUCUGCCUUUGCUGCACUGAUACUGUUUCUAGUAGGCACACCGAGGUACCGACAUUUCAAGCCUAGUGGCAACCCUCUUGCCAGGUUUUGCCAAGUCCUUGUGGCCGCGUCAAGGAAAGUGAAAGUUCAAAUGCCAUCAAAUGGGGAGGAUUUGUAUAACAUGGAUACAAAGGAGUCAUCCGCCAAUAUGAACAGAAAAAUCCUCCAUACUCACGGGUUCAAGUUCUUGGAUAGGGCAGCGUUUAUAUCUUCAAGAGAUCUUGAUAACCAGAAAUCCGCAAGUUACAAUCCAUGGCGUCUCUGUCCUGUUAGUCAAGUUGAAGAAGUGAAGUGCAUACUGAGACUUCUUCCAAUUUGGCUCUGCACCAUAAUAUACUCGGUGGUUUUCACACAAAUGGCUUCUCUUUUUGUGGAGCAAGGGGCUGCCAUGAAAACUACUGUUUCCAAUUUCAAAGUACCACCGGCUAGCAUGUCUAGCUUUGAUAUUGUCAGUGUGGCUGUCUUCAUUUUCUUUUAUCGUCGAAUUCUUGAUCCAUUUGUGGGAAAGCUUAAAAAGUCAGAUUCUAAGGGUCUUACCGAGCUUCAGAGAAUGGGAGUUGGACUUGUUAUAGCUGUGAUAGCAAUGCUUUCAGCUGGAAUAGUUGAAUGCUAUAGGCUUAAGCAUGCAGACCAAACAUGCACCCACUGCAAAGAGUCGAGUACUUUGAGCAUCUUCUGGCAAAUCCCUCAGUACACAUUUAUAGGAGCUUCUGAGGUGUUUAUGUAUGUAGGACAGUUAGAGUUCUUCAAUGCUCAGACACCAGAUGGUUUAAAGAGUUUCGGAAGUGCACUUUGCAUGACAUCCAUUUCCCUUGGAAACUAUGUUAGUAGCUUACUUGUCAGUAUAGUUAUGAAGAUAUCUACCGAGGAUCACAUGCCAGGGUGGAUCCCCGGGAACCUCAAUAAAGGCCAUCUAGAUAGGUUUUACUUCCUCUUAGCAGCCUUGACAUCGAUGGACUUGAUCGCCUAUAUUGCAUGUGCAAAAUGGUACAAGAGUAUACAGCUGGGCGAGAAACCCAAAGAAAAUGAUGAGCCAAGUAGCUUCACAGUCUAA